This is a messenger RNA of Manihot esculenta (cassava), 2665 nucleotides long. Its product is annotated as BEL1-like homeodomain protein 9. The record is from RefSeq and is a predicted model, not a curated record. Gene Ontology annotation, biological process: regulation of transcription by RNA polymerase II. The transcript has 4 exons. Lineage: Eukaryota; Viridiplantae; Streptophyta; Magnoliopsida; Malpighiales; Euphorbiaceae. Gene Ontology annotation, molecular function: RNA polymerase II cis-regulatory region sequence-specific DNA binding; DNA-binding transcription factor activity, RNA polymerase II-specific. The coding region runs from base 518 to 2413 and encodes 631 amino acids.
AAAUAGACGGUCGUCGUCCGGUUUCUCGAAACCCUAUGCUCUCCAGUGACCUCCCAAUGGAGAGACAGUGAGAUCGAGAGCGAGAACGAGAGGACUCAGUAACAUAGACUUUGUUAUUGCAGCUGUUGUGUUUGUGUGUGUGUGUGUGUGUGUCUGUGUGUGUGUGUGUGUGAGUGAGUGUCUAUGUAUGCGUGAAGUGAGCAACCCAACCUCCAUAACAUAGCCCAAGUUCCUUUUUUUUUUUCUUUCUUUCAAGCUAUCCCUUCACUUCACGUAUCUCUGCUAACCUGCCAUUUUUGCAGCAGCAGAUGAACGUGAUAGCCUUUCAUUUCGUCAUCACCACUACUUCUUUGUCACUCUUCUCUCUCUUUUUCUUUCGUUUAUUCGUCUUUAAUGCCCUAUCCUACCUCUUCUCUUUGCUUGUUUUCUCUUUAAUUUUUCCUUUUUAAUAAUUUGCUCUCUCUCACAAAAGGGUACGAGUACAGACUUGUUUUUUUUUUGGGUCUCUGUGUAAGCUAUGGCGGAGGGUUUUGAGCCCUACCAUGUCCCACAGCAAAGCAGAAGAGAUAAGUUAAGAGUUGUGGCUCAAAACCAUCCUGACCUUCAGGGUUGUACUGGGUUACUCCCUCUAUAUGAUCCCUCGCUUCUCUCUUCAGAUUUGCUAGCUUGUGCUAAUCCUUCUCUCUCGGGUGUUAGUGAGACCUGUAAAGCAAACGGAGUUUCUGUGGUCAAAGAGGAAGGCGUUAAUCUAAUGGGUUUUGUUGCUGGGAUCGUGAAUGCUGCUUCUUCUUCUGCUACUACUUCGCAUCAUCCUUACUUGGAUCCGCAAUCCUCUUUGCCAAUAAAUCCUACCUCAAUUCAAGAUAUUAACGCUAACCCUUUUUUUUACGCUGCGCAUAAUCUUCAAAACCUGAGAGAUUUUGACCAGCCAUAUAAUGGUGGUAGUGAAGCUGUAGCGUUUAAACCAGAACCUUUGUCUUUGGCUCGCGAGUCUAAUACCACUGGCCAAGGCUUGUCUUUAUCUUUGUCUUCUCACCACACCCACCAAGGUAAUAUCCCUUUAGAGCUUAAUUUGCAAAGAUACGGAUCUGCAGUUUACGGUGAUAAGGUUACUGCUGGCGGUGGUGAUGGAUAUAUUGUUCCUGGCAUUGUUGGAGGCAGUGGCUCGACCUCGAACGACCUCUCUAGAAGUACGGUCCCUCUUGGGCCAUUCACGGGAUACGCUUCGAUUUUAAAAGGAUCGAGAUUUUUGAAGCCUGCACAGCAGCUGCUCGAAGAGUUUUGUGAUAUGGGUCGGGGAAUUUACAGCGAGAAGAUCACGAUGGAUGCCUCUUUGAUGGAUCCUCCUGUGGAGUGUUUGAACGCAUGCGGAAUUGUGGAUGAUCCACUUACUUGUGGUGAUGGAGGUGAAAGCCGGAGAAAGAAGUCAAGGCUAAUUUCAAUGCUAGAUGAGGUUUACAGGAGGUACAAGCAUUAUUAUCAGCAGAUUCAAGCAGUGGUGACUUCCUUUGAGUGUGUUGCUGGGCUCGGCAAUGCUGCUCCAUAUGCAAACUUGGCAGUGAAAACCAUGUCGAGACAUUUUAGGUCCUUGAAGAAUGCAAUAACUGACCAGCUUCAGUUAACCAACAAGGGUCAUGGUCAGCUUAGCCUUGGAAAAGAAGAGCCAACAAGGUUUGGUAACAUUGAUAGAGGUAUUUAUUGCCAGAGGCCAGUACAGAACUCUGGAUUCAUUGAGCACCAGCCAGUUUGGCGACCUCAGAGGGGUCUUCCUGAGCGUGCUGUGACUGUCCUUAGGGCAUGGUUGUUUGAACACUUCUUGCAUCCUUAUCCUACAGAUACAGACAAGCUAAUGUUAGCCAAACAAACUGGUCUAUCACGGAGCCAGGUUUCUAAUUGGUUCAUCAAUGCAAGAGUAAGGCUCUGGAAGCCAAUGGUAGAAGAAAUACACAUGCUGGAAACACGGCAAGCACAAAAAUCUUCACAAAGGGAGGAACAAAAUGCUAAUAAAUCAAGCGAUCAGGUACCUCUUUCAAACUCCGUUGAAUCAGACAACCCAUCAACCUCCAUCCAAAGGGUUCAAGACAUCCUCUCAAAGCGCACUAGAAAUGAUCUCCCUGAUUUACCUCCAGGGAAUGAGGAAGCAUUGAAUUUGUCUUACAACAAUAUGUCAAGCCAUCCGCCUGUAGGAGUUGAUAUGAGGGCAGCAGUUGGAAGCAGCAAUGUUUCCUUAACACUAGGUCUUCACCAGAAUAAUGGAUUAGGUUUAUCAGAGCCUUUUAAUGCAGCUCAACGUUUUGGCCUUGGUCUCGAGACAAGUAGCGAUGGAUUUGUCAUGGGGAGUUUUGAAGCACAACAUCGACACUUUGGAAGGGAUGUUAUUGGAGGGCAACUGUUGCACGAUUUUGUUGGUUGAAGGGGUUUGAUGAGAGGAGCUGUCUGAGCAUCAGUAUUCAUGCUAAAAGUUUUAUUCCGUUGUGCUUUUUCUACUUUCAGGCCCAAGUUCAUACAAAUUGGUCAAAUGCUUGUCCUCAUGGUGUAACAAGGUAUGUUCAUCAAAUUGUAAUGUAUAUGAUCUCUUAAUAUUGUGACUAAGAGAAGGAUUGGUGUAAAAUUCUUCUGUAAAUGUAUAAUUAAAUGAGAAGAAAGGAUACCUUGGGUGGCAAAA